CGAAGGUUAUGUUUACAGAAAAGCCCCAAAACACUAGCAAAAUCAUGAGUUAAAAGUACCACAUUCGGUUUAGAAUUCGGCCCCGCCACGAGGACGGAACUGUCGUGGUCGCCCCCCGCUAAAUUACGAAGCGAAAAAACUGUAGCGUCGCUGAUUAGUAUGCAUGGGAUGUAAAUACAUAUCGACGCGAAUUCGAGAUGCAGCAGUUGUAGCGUGGAGGCGAUGGCGCGAUGGAACUUGUGCUGACUAAAAAGAUUAUCGUGGCCCUGCUUAUAUUGGCCGCGAUUUCGUUGUACGUUUCGUUUAUUUUCAACUCUUGUCUGGUUGCAAGCAUUGCUCGAGCACUACCCAAGUGGAGAAAUCAUCCUGUUGUGGUCAACGAAAAUCGCAUCUUCAAAUACGCAACGUCCGUCCGCGUGGUCUCACUCAUCGAGGGAAACGAAACGGACAUCUCCCCCAAAUACCGAUUGCUGCGCGAACAAGGCCUCCAGCCUGCCCGCCAGUUACCCUCUGCUCUGAUCAUAGGCGUAAAAAAAGGUGGCACACGGGCCCUUCUAGAGUUCGUGCGCAUCCAUCCUGAUGUGCGGGCGGCGGGUAGCGAAGUACACUUCUUCGACAAGAAUUACGCGAAGGGAUUCCAAUGGUACAGGAACCACAUGCCGGCCACUCUUGAGGGGCAGCUGACGAUCGAGAAAACGCCGUCGUAUUUUAUAACAAAAGAGGCUCCGAGGCGCGUCCAACUGAUGAAUCCGUCUACUAAGUUGUUGGUGGUGGUGAGGGAUCCUGUUACGAGAGCUAUUUCGGAUUAUACGCAGUCUGUUAGCAAAAAGCCGGAGAUGAAGCCAUUCGAACAAUUGGUUUUCGUCAACGGUUCGAUCGGACGUUUAAUCGAUACCUCUUGGGGACCCGUAAAGCUAGGCAUUUACAGUAGAUAUUUAAUCAGGUGGUUAAAAUUUUUCCCUUUGUCGCAGUUCUUGUUUAUCAGCGGCGAGCGAUUGGUCGUCGAUCCCGCAAGCGAAUUGAAGCGGGUACAGGAAUUCCUUGGGCUCAAACAAGUGGUUACUGAGAAGCAUUUUUACUUCAACACCACCAAAGGGUUUCCUUGUUUGUUCAAGAGCGAGGGACACAGUUCACCACAUUGUCUCGGCAAGACGAAAGGUCGUAGUCAUCCGUUCAUCGAUCCAGUAGUACUGCAAAGGCUCAGGGAUUUUUACAGGCCAUUCAACAAUAGGUUUUAUCAGAUGACUGGUAUCAAUUUCGGCUGGGCGUAAACCGUAACAUAUCAGGAUAUUUUCUAUAUCAUACGAGCCGCAGGUCGCAAGGGACAAUGAUAGAAUAUGUCCGUAGAAUUGUGUAUACCAAAAACUAAUAUCCAAACCAAAGAAAUGUACCAUUUCCAAGAAAACAGCAACGUAAUAUCAUUUUUAUCAAGACGUUUUAGAACGUACCUAGCGUUACCAACUAAGACGAUGUAGACUGCUUGAAUUGUAGCCGUUUUUUAUACAUUUUUAGAACCUACAUUAUAGAACGUUUAAUACAAUUUUACAAAAACUUUUUUACAUUAACGAAAGUCAAUUCGAGUUUACUAAAUACCUCCAAUUAAUAAAACAACGCAAGCUUUAAAAUAAACGUACAUAACGAAAUGUAGGUGACAUAUUUGCUGAAAUUUACUGGAAAAAGCUAUAUUUUCAGUAUGAUAUAUUCUUUAACAUGUAAAUAUGUCCCUAUAAAAUCGAUAAUCAACUAAUUAGGUAAUUUGCAAAGCUAGUAAAAUGUCUUAUGACAACUUAAUCAUUAGCUUUUAAGCAUAUUAACAGUUUUCUUUUAAAUUGAGUACAAAUUUUUGUAGUUUAGUGCCAAAAUUGUUUAUUGUUUGUUAGUAAAGUUUGUAGUUAAACUAACAUAUCUUGUGUGAUUUUAACAAGCUCAA
Messenger RNA from Aethina tumida (small hive beetle), 1930 nucleotides. RefSeq names its product heparan sulfate glucosamine 3-O-sulfotransferase 3A1 (gene Hs3st-B). The transcript has 2 exons. The record is from RefSeq and is a predicted model, not a curated record. Gene Ontology annotation, molecular function: [heparan sulfate]-glucosamine 3-sulfotransferase activity. NCBI's taxonomy places the organism in Eukaryota, Metazoa, Arthropoda, Insecta, Coleoptera, Nitidulidae. The coding region runs from base 231 to 1271 and encodes 346 amino acids.